AUGAACGUCAUGAAUUCUACCGUUUUUCAGUACUGCCACUGGAGUGACAACUUCAUUGACCCCCCGCUUCCUUCUAUCGAGAGCAUCGAGUCCCUCCUCGAUCAUGUCCUCGCUAUAGCCAAAUACGUGGAUUACGAGGAGUUUGUCGGAGGCUGGUUCCUCGGCACGCGAGUGAAAGACCUAACUCGCGAACAUGUGCGACAGUUCAUCUCCUUCGGUUUCUACCACAGGUUUUAUAACGAGCUCACUCCGGAAUACCAGGAAGCCGUCCGAGACCACGUGGUUAGAACGGAGCGCGCUAUUGGCCUCAUCUUCCCCGAGGUCCUUCCCGCGCCCCCCUCCCCCUCCGCUUCCGCCGCCAUCGCUUCCCCGCCCCUCUCCGCGCGCCCCUCCUUCUCCGCCUAUCAACCCGUGCACCUAACCGAGCCAGCUACAGCCUCGGCAGUAGGUCCGGCAGCAGGUCCGGUGGUCAAGGCUUCGAAAACCGUCGGAACCUUACAGGAAGAUGAUGAUGCUGGUUCGGAAAGCGGAGAGGCCGUAUAUCCUUGCACACUGGAAGAGGAGAAGGCAGGAACAGCAGUGGAGGAAAACAGUGCCACUAGCGCUGGCGACGGUACUGCUGAUUCCGCUGCUGAUGAUGCUGACGCGGAUGCGGCAGAUGCGGCGGCGGCUGUGAUUGGCUGUGGUGGUAUGGCCGGGUGGGGCAGGAGGAAAAAGCCCGAGGUGCGAUUCAUGUCGCACUGCCGGGAACCCAUCCGCGCCAUUCUGCACCCCUUCAUUCUCUACGUCUGGGGCCACAUCAUAGGCUGUCUCACCUCUCUGGCAAUGCGCUAUCUGGGCUUCACAAAGCACUUCACAGCGGACGGGUUCAAGUACUGGGUCAGGGAGCCCCGCCGCCGCUCCUUCUCCUCCACCGCUUUCACCAUGAUCAACAGACUCUCUGCUGCUUCCGCUGACGCUCACACCAACGCUGAAAGGAGUGCUGACGGGAUUGGCAGCAGGAGCAGCAAUAACAGCGGGGAGAGCACGGAUAGCGACAGCAGCAGCAGGGGCAUGAGCUUUGGGUGCAGCGGCGGCAGUUUUCGCAGCAGCAGCAGCAGUGACAGUAGCAGCAGCAGCGGGAGCAGGGAGAGUGGUAGUGUGCCGUACCCUGCGUAUUCGAGUGUAGCUGGUGGGAGUGUGGAUUAUAGCGAGGAUGAGGAGGAGGGGGUGGUGUUUGUGCACGGGCUGGGGAUUGGCCUCACGCCUUACCUUGGAUUUAUCGGCAUGAUGAAGAGGACCUACCCUAACAAGAAAUUCAUCGUGGCAGAAAUGCCUCAUCUAGCCUUCCGCCUCUCCUCCGCCUCACCAACUAUUGACGACAUUGUGGCGGGGCUAGCAGAGGCACUUCAGGCACAGGGCCUCAAGAGAGCAACGUUUGUCGGCCACUCGUACGGCACCUUCGUGCUCGCACAGUAUGUGCGCAAGCAUUUCAGCACAGUAGCAGCGCUGGGACUCAUGGACCCUGUCUGCUUCCUCCUUUGCAUCCCCAAGACGCUGCUCAACAUGAUUUACAAGACCCCAGAGAACAUAAUGGACGGCCUGAGAUGGUUCUUCUGCGCCAGAGAGCUCCAGGUGGCCCGAUCUCUCUCCCGCAACUUUGACUGGCAUGCGUGCAUGUUGUGGCCUGAGGAGAUGCCACGUCAGCAGUCAGUGGUGCUAAUGGGCGGCCAGGAUCAAAUUGUGCCGUCCAACCACAUCAAGACGAUGCUCACUGAGAAGGGUGUAGAGUUUAUGUACAAUGAGACGUACCAACAUGCACAAGUGCUCUUCAGUGACACCAAGCAACGGGAGUUUUUGACACGACUCAUUGCUGCCCGAUCCACAGCUGACCAAUAA
Messenger RNA from Closterium sp. NIES-65, 1878 nucleotides. The record is from the annotation of a GenBank genome assembly. Lineage: Eukaryota; Viridiplantae; Streptophyta; Zygnematophyceae; Desmidiales; Closteriaceae.